AUGAUUCGUCCCAGUGUCGACUAUCACAUCAAACAAUUGGAUAUAAGUCCUCCUUCUUCAUCAGAUAACUCAUCAAUCCUCAUCAUCGUCGACACAUUAUCUGAUGACGACAUUCAACUUUUCCCAAGCGUUAUCUUCCACAUCAGUCUCCGUAGUUUAAGUCUCCCUUACAUCCGAGACCUUAUCCAAGGUCAACUCAUCAGACGCCGUUGGCUAGGCCCAGAGAUCUCAACGGCUGCAACACAACUAGGGUUUAGUAGCAAGGAGCUUCUUCGAGAUCCACUCGUCAUCCAUCGUUGGUUAUCUGAUUACUUAGCCCCAAAUAUCUCUGAUCUUGCAUCUGAGUUAGGCUUUGGUCGUAACGGUUUUAGUGUGUCCAUCGUUGUCAAGAUCGUUACUCAAUCCACAUCCAAGUACGAGGUGUUGUCGAGGAUGGUUCAGCAAGGGAAGAUGAUGAACAGAGAGGAGUUAGAGAGUUCUCAGAUGCAAACAGAGCCGUGUUCAAUCUGGCUAAACAAUCUCGUGCUCGAUGAUGGUUCGAGUUCGAAACAUGGAGUUCCUACACGUAUGACAUGUUCCCAUGUCUUCCACGAUGGGUGUCUCUUGGAGUGGUUUCCUCUACGUUCUUGA
This is a messenger RNA of Raphanus sativus (radish), 630 nucleotides long. RefSeq lists its product as uncharacterized. Lineage: Eukaryota; Viridiplantae; Streptophyta; Magnoliopsida; Brassicales; Brassicaceae. The transcript has a single exon. The coding region runs from base 1 to 630 and encodes 209 amino acids. The record is from RefSeq and is a predicted model, not a curated record.